Hydatigera taeniaeformis is the source of this 1398-nucleotide messenger RNA. Lineage: Eukaryota; Metazoa; Platyhelminthes; Cestoda; Cyclophyllidea; Taeniidae. The record is from the annotation of a GenBank genome assembly.
AUGCUUUUGAACAUUCUCGGCCUUGUAGAUUGUUACAAUCUUGAGGUCACCCGUUACGCUAAUACCCAUACCUCGACAUCCGCCCCUUCAACUGCAACAAGUGAUUCUCACACUGAGUAUCUUCCUCUUAAUGUGGAUGGUGAAAGUCUCAUCCAAGUGAAAGCAACAGAGUCUCGCCCACUACUAACUCCACCUCGACCUCCGCAGCCUGACUCUUUCUCAGAGGAGGAGGCGACGGGAGGAGAGGGAGGCGAAAGUGUUGAAGGACGCAAAGUUGAUAGCGAGGACAUUGGCAAUCUUCGAGAUCUAUUCUCUAUUCCUGAGCCAUCCAGCCUAACCUUCCAGUGCUCCCCUUCGGCGUCGAUCUCUCCCUCGCCUCUUCCCUCCCUAGGUAUCGAAUCAGGUUCUGGCCUUUCCUCCAACGUCUCUUCAGAAAGUGGUCAUCAGUACCACCAGCAUCGUCAUGCAAGCGUCACAAAACCCCUAAGUCUCAGAGUACGCCAUCCAUCUAGUGCUAGGAGUGCCAUGGAACAAAUUCGGUACACUCUUACUGGGUUGGAAAUAGGAACUAAGUAUCGAGUUCGUGUACAGGCGCUGAACGCGGUUGGUGUGAGCCCCUUCUCAGGGAUUCUGCACUUUUCGACCCUCCCACCGCUUCCGAUGCCACUCACGUUGUGUUGUAUUGGAACUACCGCAAGUGGUAUCAAGCUUCGUUGGUCUUCAUCCGUCGAACCUUACGAAACCGAUGGGGCACACUCGAAGUCGAAGUUACCGGCCUCAGCCAAUGUCAGGUACAUCCUCGAAAUGAGCAAAAAACCAGAAUCCAGAGGAUGGGUAACUAUCUUCGAAGGGCCACAAACCUCUUUUAAGGCGCGCAAACUCUCGGAAGCCACACACUACUACUUUCGUGUGGCCGCAGUUAAUAUCAGCGGAAAAGGUGCCUUCUCCGAGGUUCUACAGGAAAAGACCGCCUACUCGCAACCACCACCUGUCGAAGCACCGCAAGCGGUUGAUGUCUCCAACACUCAAUGCAAACUUCAGUGGCCAGCGCUGACCAUCACGGGACAGGAUCCGCUGCUCUAUUUGGUUCAAUUGACCCGUGUUCCUGGUAUCUCUAUCACGACCACUAUCCCGAAAACAGUGUCGAGGUCUUUACAGUCGAUUGAGUCUGAAACGGCGGCUUCGGCAGGGGCGGUGGCAGAAGCGUGGGAAGGGGAAGAGGAGGCGGUAACAGUAUACCGAGGGGCAGAGACUUCUUGUACUAUUAGUAAUCUUAUCUCUGGUACCAACUACAUUGCGCGAGUCUGCGCCAUCCGCUGUUGCCAAACGGAACCUUCGGAACAAUCACCUUUUCCGACUUCUAGGAUCAAAGUUAACCAGGAACCUGAUGCCCUGCAG